CUUUAUAGAUUAAGUGAACCUGAUUCUCGCACUCUUGUGUGGAUUUAUGAACAGACUGGCUAUGAAAUACUGGAGUUACCUUUCCUUGCCUUGCUUUCUUUGGUCAAUUGUUUGUGGACAAAACACAUCUCCCAUUCUUCAUUGUCUCCGUUGUUCUGGAGUUACACAAUCAAACAUUGACCGAUGUAUCAACCUUGUGGAAUGCGCACAUGAGUGCUACGUGAAUACUACAACUCUUUCAACAGGAUCUAAAGUGAAGAACUUUGGCUGUGCUAAGAAACCAGAUUGUUCGUCUGGGCAGGGUGUUCUAGGAAAAAGAGACGUGACGUCUUAUAACAUAGAAUUUUGCCCUAAAGAGAUUUGCAACAUAGAUGUGGAUCAUUUUCAAGUGCCGUCGUCCACGCCCUGUGGCGAUGUCUCCGCCCCUGAUUGUCGUGAUCCUGCCGCCCUAGCGGCAAUAUGCAGUGAUUGUGAGACGGCCCAGUACUGUAGAAAGUCGUGUGGCCUCUGUAGAGAUCGAUCCAGUACCUGGUAUGAGAACGUUGUUCUGUUUGACUACGACCCAGUACACAGGACAUGCCGUCACACCGCUGGAGUUAGUCCCUCUAUAUGUCAAAGUAUUAAGGAGCAAUACUACCAUAUACUCCCUGUAGUUAAAAACAAUUACACGGUAAAUCACGCUCACGCGAGACAUGACUACCUCAUUCUGGCUGAUACAACCAGUUACGUCAGAAUCACUUUCCGUACAAAUGGAGAACCUCUCACCAACUUACAACUGAGCGCAUGUAAAACCUUUAAUGGUCUUGGCAGAGUUGAUAUUUUACUUAACAAUCAUACCAUUGAAGAAUCAUAUGAUGGCACCGCUGUUUGGGAUUUGAACUGGCAGAUUCAUAAACUCAACACAAACCAAUUUCACAACGAUCGCAGUUUUGAUCUGCUCAUACGAAAGGAUGCGAGGGUUCCUAGUAGUGGUCAUUAUUGGUUAAGUCGUAUUCGACUGGAAAGUCUGGUGUCUCAUCAUGAUCACCAUGGCAAAUGAUAUUUUGAUUUCUCUGUGUACAUUAAAUAAAACAUCCUUUUGAAGUGAGAUGAUGCGUAAUUUUGCGUAUAUCUUGAU
Messenger RNA from Saccostrea cuccullata (small rock oyster), 1117 nucleotides. RefSeq lists its product as uncharacterized. The transcript has 7 exons. The coding region runs from base 47 to 1039 and encodes 330 amino acids. Lineage: Eukaryota; Metazoa; Mollusca; Bivalvia; Ostreida; Ostreidae. The record is from RefSeq and is a predicted model, not a curated record.